AUUGACAUAUAAACUGUGACAUGUUUUCCACGCCCUGACCGUCACACAUUUGGCUCGUGUUAUUAUAAAUAGGCCUUCGCGUUUUUGUGAGAUUUGCCAUAUUCAGGGGUUUUUCACCUGUACCGAGCUCAUAAUUUUCAAAUUUCCGACAGCCCCUGAAUGCAGCGUACAUCCAUCAGGACCCUGUGUGUCGCCACCUCAACACAACUUUCUUUUUGUUCUUUUCGGGGGUUGACUUCCACGCCGGCUGCCGCAAGAGAACAAACAGAAGCUGAAUUUAUAAGCUAAGAUUAAAAACCUAAAAAGAAACGACCAUGAACUCGUCCAUCAUUCGCAGUGCUUGUGGCAGUCUACGGAUACACCAAGCCCGUCCAGGAAGCAGGGUGAGCGGCUUGUCGCGGAGAUGCCCGCCGGUCGGUGCUGCCAACGGCCGGUUGAUCCUCCGAGCAGCGAGCGCUACAACCAGCAGCGGCACCAGCCCGAAAUUUGCCGUCAACUUUGGGAAACGAUCCCAGAAGGAAGAUGGGUUGGAGUGCGACAGUUCUUUGAGGGAAGUGGUUCAGAGCACCAAGGAAGCACUGGUGGCUCUGCAGAGAAGAAAUCCUGCAAUCCAACCAGUGCUAGCCAUUAUACAGGCAGGUGAAGAUGACAGCUUGUUGGAGAACAAUAAGAAAAUGGCAGGAAAGAUCGGCUUGAACAUCACUCAGAUUUGCCUGGCAAAGGAUUGCAGUGAAGAUGAAAUUAUAGAGGAGGUGUUGAAGCUGAAUGAGGACCCCAGGGUGCACGGUGUCUACCUCCACCUCCCCCCCGCUUCCCUCACUAAUCGAGUACUCAACACACUCAAACCUGAGAAGGAUGUAGACGGGAUAUCAUACUUGAAUAUGGGCCGUCUGGUCCAAGGAGACCUGAACAAAGGCUUUGUGCCUCCUAUAGCCAGCGCUGUCGUGGAUCUGCUGGAGAAACAUGAUGCUCCCAUGGAAGGAAGAACAGUGUUGAUGAUUGGAGCUGAAGGACCCCUUGGGGUGGCCCUGCAGUUCCUGAUAGAGAGAAGUGGAAUGGUGGCGCUCAAAAGUCAUUGGAGUCUCAAGAACCUACAGAGCCAGGUGAUGCAGGCUGAUGCUGUAGUCCUAUUAGGCACAGAGAAUAUUGAUAUCCCACCCACCUGGGUCAGGCCAGGGGCUGCCGUCAUCCGCUGUGAGUCCACCUUGGAGACAGAUGAACAUGCCACUGAGAUGUCUUCAAAAUCUGGGUUGGGAUACCUCACAGCGGCUUACAGAAUACAGAAUGUGGUGCGUAGUAGCAGUUGGUGGCUCCAGGAGCAGCAGUACCGACCCUGGCGGUUGCGCAGCCUCAAACUGCAGCCCCUGACACCAGUACCAAGUGACAUAGAGAUUUCCAGAGCCCAGACGCCAAAGCCAGUGGACCAACUGGCUGAGGAGAUAGGUUUGCUGCCAGAAGAGCUCGAAGCCUAUGGCAGGAGCAAAGCAAAGGUCCGCCUCUCCCUGUUAGACCGCCUCCACACACAGCCUGAUGGGAAAUAUAUAUUGGUUGCUGGUAUAACUCCAACCCCACUUGGCGAAGGUAAAAGCACAGUGACAAUCGGCUUAGUCCAAGCCCUGUCUGCCCACCUUAAGCUCAACUCCUUCGCCUGUCUCCGACAGCCCUCCCAGGGACCCACCUUUGGGGUUAAAGGGGGAGCUGCAGGAGGGGGAUAUGCCCAGGUCAUCCCUAUGGAGGAGUUCAACCUCCAUCUGACUGGUGACAUUCAUGCCAUCACCGCAGCCAAUAACCUGGUGGCAGCGGCCAUCGAUGCCAGGAUGCUUCAUGAGGCGACCCAAUCAGACAAGGCCCUGUUCAAUAGACUUGUCCCUUCAGUGAAUGGAGUCAGAAGAUUUUCACCCAUCCAGAUCGCCAGGCUACGUCGUCUUGGCAUCAAUAAAAUAGACCCUGCAUCUCUCACACCACAGGAAGUCAGCACCUUUGUCCGUCUUGACCUUGACCCUUCCCAGAUCACCUGGCAGAGAGUGGUUGAUACAAACGACCGUUUUUUGAGGAAGAUCACAGUAGGACAAGCAAACACCGAAAAAGGACAGAUCAGAGAGACUGGGUUCGACAUCGCAGUGGCCAGCGAGAUCAUGGCCAUCCUGGCUCUGGCAGACAGCCUGGAGGACAUGAAAAACAGACUGGCGCGCAUGGUGGUGGGGACCAGCCGCUCUGGACAGCCUGUCACAGCAGAGGACCUGGGUGUGAGUGGGGCGCUGGCGGUGUUAAUGAAAGAUGCCAUCAAGCCCACGCUGAUGCAAACCCUCGAGGGUACGCCAGUGUUUGUCCACGCUGGGCCCUUUGCCAACAUCGCCCAUGGCAACUCCUCGGUGCUAGCAGACAAGCUGGCUUUGAAGUUGGUUGGACGGGACGGCUUUGUCGUGACUGAAGCUGGUUUUGGAGCGGACAUCGGGAUGGAGAAGUUCUUCAACAUCAAAUGUCGGGCUUCGGGGUUGAGGCCCAAUGUGGUGGUGCUGGUUGCAACUGUUAGAGCGCUAAAGAUGCAUGGCGGAGGUCCAAAUGUGUCAGCAGGCGCACCUCUUCCCAGAGAGUACAUUGAUGAGAAUCUGAACCUAGUUGCAGGUGGUUGCCAUAGUAAUCUGAGGAAGCAGAUCCAGAUAGCACACCUGUUUGGGGUACCAGUUGUGGUGGCGCUCAAUGUCUUCAAGACAGACACCCAGGCAGAGAUCGACCUUGUGUGUCAGAUCGCAAAAGAGUGCGGAGCAUCAGAGGCCGUGCCGUGCCACCACUGGGCACAGGGCGGUCGAGGUUCUUUAGAGCUGGCCCAGGCGGUGAACGAUGCUGCCAGCAGACCUAGCGACUUCCAGUUCCUCUACAACAUAGAGAUGCCAAUAGUGGAGAAGAUCAGAACAAUAGCCCAAAAAGUGUAUGGAGCUGAUGACAUCGAGCUCUCUCCUGAGGCCAAGGCCAAGAUAGAUUACUACAAUCAACAGGGCUUUAGUUCAUUACCCAUCUGCAUGGCCAAGACCCACCUGUCCCUGUCCCACAUGCCUGAAAAGAAGGGUGCACCCACCGGAUUCGUUUUGCCAAUCAGAGACGUUCGUGCGAGCAUCGGGGCCGGCUUCAUCUACCCACUUGUGGGAACGAUGAGCACCAUGCCCGGCCUGCCAACUCGACCCUGUUUCUAUGACAUUGACCUCGACCCGGUCACAGAGGAGAUCACCGGACUCUUCUGAGCACGCUCUCAUAAGAUAUUCUCAUAGGCUCAUUGCUGUGUCCUCAGGACCUUCAGCUCCAUGCGUGCACUAUCAGACUCAUCCAUCCCCUGCACCUUUGACAGGAAAUGCUUUCUUUCUCUUUCCAGCAAGCUCAAUCUCUCCCAACAUCACAGUAAUAUGUCCUGGUUAAAAAAAAAAACAACAACAAAACAACUAAAGCAUUAUCUUUAUGCUGUAUUUGCACAUGUGUGUAAUAUGCCAAAGAUGACUUCUUACAGCCAUAUCACAUAUAACCUGUAUGCCUUUGACCUCUCCAUACAAUGUGUUUUAUGUACGGAAGAGUCUUUGAACCAUUUUGAUUUUAUUUUAAUGUUUUCCUCAACUUAAGCCUUUCUUAUUUGUGAAAAAAAAUUACUCAAAUGUCUUAUAAUGGUGCUGAUUUUAUACAUGUCUUAAGCUUUUUAAUUGAAAUGGGUUCAGCUUGUGUAUUUAUUAACUAAAUUGUUGAUGUACGUACAAACAGCCAUUAUGGUAUUAAUGUAAAUGUUAGUGUCCUGCUGGAUACUGCUGAAUUUUACUGUUAUACUGCUGUUUAAAUUAAAAUCACUACAGCCAUCAAGUAACACUGAUCACUUCUAAACCCCUUCUGACAUAUUGUUAAAGUAUUAUUAUGUGACAAGAUAACUAUAUAUGCUACAUACCCAGCCUGAAAUGCCUGUUAUUUGUGUUAUGUGACUGUAUUUCAGGGUUUUCCCUCCGAAACAGUUUAACAGAGGUAGUAAGACACCCACAUCCUGAUGCCUUUUUUUCUUAUCUUUUGAAGAUUAAUUUUUCAUUUCAUAAAGGUUUACACUUUUUUUUGUGAUAUUUGUGGAGGGGGUCCACCUCUGCCAUUAAAACCUGUGUUUACAUUUCUAUAUAUAACUUUUGUUAUUGUUCCUUUUUCACCUCUUUCCAUUGCUCACACUCAGGUUGUGGCUGGUUUCCAUCCAGAAUGAUGAAUGUAACAGUCUUGAAAUGCAAGCUGUCCACUUUGACAACCAGUUUUUAUUACCUGAUAUCAAUGUGAGUAACAUCCACUGUCUAUGAUGAGGUGAUUUAAUGACAGAAAUAACAUUGUAAAUUAAUACUUCAACCAUAGCUUCAGUUACACUCAACAUUUCAAAGUUUAAACUUAACAUUAUAUUCAAAUGUAACCAAAAACUGUUACACACUGCUGUAUUCUCAGUAACAACAGUUGUAUGUAAAACGUUUUGGUCAAAAGUGUGUGCCUUUCAUUAAAAAAAAAAAAACUCCUUU
Molecule: messenger RNA, 4520 nt
Organism: Thunnus maccoyii (southern bluefin tuna)
Lineage: Eukaryota; Metazoa; Chordata; Actinopteri; Scombriformes; Scombridae
Gene: mthfd1l
Product: methylenetetrahydrofolate dehydrogenase (NADP+ dependent) 1 like
Exons: 28
Coding region: 315-3239 (974 amino acids)
Biological process (GO): tetrahydrofolate interconversion
Cellular component (GO): cytosol
Molecular function (GO): ATP binding; methylenetetrahydrofolate dehydrogenase (NADP+) activity; methenyltetrahydrofolate cyclohydrolase activity
Source: RefSeq, a predicted model, not a curated record